AUGGCAAAUGAAGAUGAGGUUAAGGUCCUUGGCAUUUGGGGCAGCCCCUAUUCUCUGAGAGUGGUUAUUGGGCUUGAAGAAAAGGGCAUAAAAUAUGAGUACGUGGAAGAAGAAGAUUUGUUGUGUAAUAAGAGCCCCCUAUUGCUGAAAAUGAAUCCUGUGCAUAAGAAAAUACCUGUUCUUAUUCACAAUGGCAGGCCUGUGUCUGAAUCUGCCAUUAUAUUGCAGUAUGUUGAUGGGGUAUGGAGCAAAAGUCCGGUUUUCUUACCAUCUGAUCCAUAUGAACGAGCGAUGGCUCUAUUCUGGACAGAUUUUAUAGAUAAGAAGAUUUGUUAUUUAGGAGGAAGGCGCAUACUUCUAGGUAAAGGAGAAGAACAAGAAGAAGGAAAGCGAGAAUAUAUGGAAGGAUUAGCAAUACUGGAAGAAACUCUGAAAGGAAGAGAUUAUUUUGGAGGAAACACAUUUGGAAUGGUAGAUAUCGUAUUUGUCCCACAGAUAUGUUGGUUUCAUUCGUAUGAAAUCCUUGGAAAUUUUAAGAUUAUGUUUGAGGAAAAUUUUCCAAACAUUUUUGCUUGGAUGAAGAAAUGCAUGGAGAGGGAGAGUGUGAAGAAAUUACUGCCACAACAAGAAAGAUGUAUAUAUCUGAAAUCUAACCACACAAGAAGUCUAAGCAAUGAAUCAUCUCAUCCACCACCUAAAAAAUAUAAAGGGAAAACUCUUGUGGUGAAAGACAAGGAGGGACUUGUCUCAGUUAAGGCUUGCAAUAAGGGUAGGGGACAGAAGAGAACUCUACAAGAUAGGCAGAUUGAUGUGGUCUCUAACAAAUUUGAUGCUUUGGAUAAUUUGGAUCAGUUUGAUGAGGCUCUUGUAGGGCUUCCUUUUGCUCAAGAAUGUAUGAACAUAGAUCAAGUAGUUGGAGAGGAGGAAAGCAUCAUUCGAAAUGUUUCUCAAAAUGGAGGUACUGAGGUCCAUAUGGAUACUAAAUCUCCCUUUCCUAAUAUUGGUGUACUACAACCUUCUGGUUGCAAUGUGGGGGAGGGAUGCACCAGGUUAGCCAAUGCUAUGAUUAUUUUGGAAAAAAAACCUCAGUUUUUUCGUAAGAAAAAGGAAAUCCCUCCUACUCUUUGGCCUCAGCGAAAAACCCUCAAGAAAAGUGCUCCAGAGCAGCCUCCUCAGGUGGGCAAGAAGAAGGAUUAG
Messenger RNA from Cryptomeria japonica (Japanese cedar), 1197 nucleotides. RefSeq names its product glutathione S-transferase 3-like. NCBI's taxonomy places the organism in Eukaryota, Viridiplantae, Streptophyta, Pinopsida, Cupressales, Cupressaceae. The record is from RefSeq and is a predicted model, not a curated record. The coding region runs from base 1 to 1197 and encodes 398 amino acids. Gene Ontology annotation, cellular component: cytoplasm. Gene Ontology annotation, biological process: glutathione metabolic process. Gene Ontology annotation, molecular function: glutathione transferase activity. The transcript is spliced from 3 exons.